Scylla paramamosain (green mud crab) is the source of this 828-nucleotide messenger RNA. RefSeq lists its product as uncharacterized. The record is from RefSeq and is a predicted model, not a curated record. Bases 1 to 828 code for a protein of 275 amino acids. Lineage: Eukaryota; Metazoa; Arthropoda; Malacostraca; Decapoda; Portunidae. The transcript has a single exon.
AUGGGAUACUGCUAUGGCAAUGUCAAGACCCACAAGCCAGGCAACAAAUUAAGACCCAUAAUAUCGCAAAUUCCCAUUCCUACCUACUACAUUGCUAAAAGACUGUGCGCCCUCCUCACACCGUACAUUCCUACCUCCUGUUGUCUGCAGUCAGCCUCAGAUUUCAUCGAUAUCCUCAACAACAGCGACGCAGAAGGAAGAGUUGCCUCACUAGAUGUCGAAUCCUUGUUCACGAAUGUUCCAGUGGAUCGCACCAUCAACUACAUCAUGGAACGUGUUUAUCACAAUGAAGCAACACCUAAGCUUGCGAUCCCAGAAGCUGUACUCCGAGAACUGCUGGAGUGUUGCACUAAAGAAGCACCUUUUACCUGCCCCCGCGGUAACAAGUACUGCCAGGUAGACGGCGUGGCAAUGGGUUCUCCUCUCGGUGUACUCUUGGCAAACUUCUUCAUGGGUUGCAUCGAGGAGGAAGUUUUCAAGAAAGUAAAAAAGCCGGAUAUAUAUUGCCGUUAUAUUGACGACAUUUUCAUCAAGACAAAGGACGCAGCCGAAGCAGAGCAUCUUAGACUUCACUUCCAAGAAACAUCUGGGCUAACAUUUACUAUGGAAAACAGCAAAGAUGGAGCCAUGCCCUUUCUCGACGUCCUAGUGCAACAAGAAGAAGGAAGAUUUACCACCAGCGUCUACACAAAACCAACGAAUCCUGGACUCUGCUUGAACGGACGAAGUGAGUGUCCCACGAGGUACAAGGAUUCCACUAUCUCAGCCUACAUCAGAAGAGCGCUUACACACUGCAGCACGUGGAAACAGGUCCACCAAGAAAUAUAA